Messenger RNA from Ochlerotatus camptorhynchus, 1406 nucleotides. RefSeq names its product ranBP-type and C3HC4-type zinc finger-containing protein 1-like. Gene Ontology annotation, molecular function: ubiquitin binding; ubiquitin-protein transferase activity. Lineage: Eukaryota; Metazoa; Arthropoda; Insecta; Diptera; Culicidae. Gene Ontology annotation, cellular component: ubiquitin ligase complex. Gene Ontology annotation, biological process: protein linear polyubiquitination; proteasome-mediated ubiquitin-dependent protein catabolic process; positive regulation of canonical NF-kappaB signal transduction. The record is from RefSeq and is a predicted model, not a curated record. The transcript has 3 exons. The coding region runs from base 4 to 1281 and encodes 425 amino acids.
UCGAUGUUUUUUUUCUUCUCUGGUUGUGAAUUUGACGUAGCAAUAAAAAAUUGUGUUUUUUUAAGUUUUUCAUCAACGUAUGACAUAAUCUUCAAAAACUGCUACAGCAUGGCAUCGCUAACAGCGAAAACAAAAUCAAAACAUGGACUAAUCCUGAGCAGUUCCUCUAACAGUAGCGCUGGCACUCAGUACCAGCAGCUGUUAGAGUUGGAAAAGCAGGCAUUGGUCCACAAUAGCGAAUCAUGCCUUUGCCACCUUUGCAGUAAGAUGACAUCUGCCGGAAUGGGAGUGGUGCUGGUAAAUUGUUUACAUACCUUCUGUACCGUAUGUCUCAAGGCGUUUCUCCUUGAAGCCAAUACGGCUCGUUGUCCUUUUCCCAAUGGUCGGUAUGAGUGUGAAGGAAAUCUGGAAGAGCGGGAACUCGAUGCAUUGUUGAGUCAGCAAGAGUACCGCGAUUUGAUGGAACGUCAAUUCGCAACGAUCAAGGACGACUCGUUGAAGAAGCAAGUGUUGAACACUGCUUCAGCAGCAGGACCAAAAGAACUGGAUUUGCUGAUGACACUGACUGAUGCUAGUGUUGUUCCAAAUCCGGAACCGUUUGAAUGUCCGAUUUGUUUCGUACCGUACGAGGCUUACGAGGGGGUGAUUCUACGUGACUGUUUCCAUACCUUUUGCCGUGAAUGCCUCAGCAGUUCUAUUAAACACGCCGAGGACGUAGUCGUACAAUGCCCAUACAAGGAUAAUAAUAAUUCCUGUGAAACCAUAAUUCAAGACCGAGAGAUCAAGUGUCUGCUAACCGUCGAAGAUUACAACGCGCAUUUGGGACGAUCGCUGAAGAAAGCCGAGAGUUUGGCGGAGAAUGCCUUCCACUGCAAGACACCGGAUUGCACCGGAUGGUGUAUGGUUGAGGACAAUGUCAGUUUGUUCUCUUGUCCCGUUUGCUAUGCGCAGAAUUGUUUGAGAUGCAAGGCCUUACAUGCCGAUAUGAGCUGCGAGGAUUACCAGGAUAGGCUGAGCGGUAAUUACGAAACUCGUCGCUCGGAACGGGCAAUGGAAAACAUGUUAGCUUCUGGUGAGGCAAUGCGUUGUCCGAAGUGCAACGUGCUCCUCGCGAAGAUCACCGGAUGUGACUUCAUAAUCUGCAGUAUGUGCAAGACCGCCGUGUGCUGGGUUACACGGGGCCCUCGUUGGGGCCCACUCGGUCAGGGCGAUAACAGUGGGGGUUGUCGCUGUAAUGUCAAUGGGAAAAAAUGCCACCCAAACUGCCGCAACUGUCAUUGAUGGUACUUUUUAGCCGCGCACAGCCAUAUGUGAGUAACAUAUGCUAACGUCUCUACAUGCUAAAUAAUAAUUUGAAUUGUUGCAGAUAACUUGUUCUCAUUUGGAUUUCUUAAUAUUAUUGCUAA